AUGAUAACGGUUUCAUCACCACCAAGAAACAACAAUAAUGCAAAUGCACGAAGCACCCGAAGAAGAUCUCAUCAACAAAAUGAAAAGUUGAUGGAGAAGAAGAGCGAGGAAAAAUACAAAGAAGCAAAAUUAAAAAUUGCCAAGAAAUUGUUUAAGGAAGCAGCAGAAGAUUUAACGGAAGCAAUCAAUUUUAAACCUCUUCCGAAAUUUCAUUUCUUGAGAGGAAAUUGUUAUAGACAUACUCAAGACUAUGAUCGAGCCAUAUUGGAUUAUACAAUUGCAAUUGACACUCAAGAGGAGGCAGCUUUCUAUCUAGCGAGAGGAAAAUGUUUUAGAACUAUCGGAAAAAUCAACAAGUCAAUCGCAGAUUUUGACAGAGGAAUUGAUGUUCUCUCUAAAACACCACAAACCACAAAUGCAUUACCAAAUACAGCUUUGAACAAUUCUCGAAUUCAAUCAUUGGACACCUCCACAUUGCUUCCUGUGACAAAUAUGGGUGGAGAGAAUCAGUCAGUGCUCUUUCAACUAUAUGUGGAUAGAGGAUUGAGCUACUAUGAAAAAGGAGAUAAGAAAAUGGCAAUUGAAAACUUUGGGAAGGCAAUUAAUUUGAAUAUCACCAAGCAGCAAAAUUUGUUCAAAGCAUAUUUUCAUCGAGGUAACACUUUGAGAGAGUGUGGAGAGCUGGAGGCUUCAAUUGAGGAUUUGACAAAAGCCGCUGAUCUUGAUCCUAAAAAUGCUGCUGUGCACAACAACUUGGGCCUGAGUUUUUUUGAGAAGAGAAAUUAUCCUGGUGCAGAAAAACGAUUUACGCUCGCCAUUGAGAAUGACCCCAUGAAAGCAAUAUAUCACAACAACCGAGGAUUAGCCUAUUACAAGCUAAAGGUUUAUGAAAAAGCCAUCGAAGACUUCACAUGUGCCUUAAAUCUUGAUCCUGAGGAUGGAAAUAUCUAUUUCAACAGAGGAAACACAUUACUUGCAAUGAAAAGGUAUGAAGAGGCCUUGGCAGACUUCAAUCUAGCAAUUAAUAAGGUUGACACUGAUGAAAAUUACUUCCACUGCAAAGGAAUUGCAUACCAAGAAAUGAAUGAUAUUCCUCAGGCAAUCCAAAUGUUCAAAAAAGCUUUGGAAAUUAAUGAGAAAAGCGUGCAAAGCUUGUAUCAUCUAGGAUUAAUGUAUCAUAUUAACAAUCAACUUUUCGAAGCUAAGAAACAAUUCUCUAAGGCGCUUGAAAUAGUUCAUGAUCAUAGAAUCUAUGAAAGUCGAGGAUUAGUAUAUAUGGACCUAUUGUAUUACGAGUUGGCAAUUCAAGACUUUUCAGCAGCUAUUCGUAUUGUGCCAGAGUCUCCUUCAAACUUUUUCCACAGAGGUAAAUGCUUUCUCUGGCUGGAGCGCUAUACUGAAGCCGUUAACGACUUUAAUACGGCAUUCAAACAAGGAUGUGACGAUCCUCAAGUGUACAAUGCGAGAGCCAUGGCAUACAAGCAUCUCAAAAAACAUGACGAAUCAAUUGCUGAUUUGACGUCUGCUAUCAAGCUCGAUGAGAGAAAUGUUGAAUAUUAUUUCAACAGAUCUCAAUGUUAUUUUGAUUUGAAAAAUUAUAGGCAAGCUUUGAAAGAUUUAGAUGCAAGUAUUGAAAUUGAAAAAAACGAACCUAAAUUAUUCUACUUGAGAGGUUUGACCUAUUAUGAAAUGAAAAAUUACAAAAGUGCAAUUAAGGAUUUUAAGGCAGCGUUGCGCCUGAAAAGUGGUCCACCAUCAUCAAGCUCUGUAAAAAUUGGAGAGCCCACUUUUGCUCAUGAUUGCUAUUAUCACAUGGGUCUCUGCUAUUGCUUUUUAGAAAAGUACGAAUAUGCAGUGGAGGCAUUCACAGAAGCCAUCGAAAUGAUCUCUGCUAAGGAGAAUACACAUGUCAAGGACUCUUCAUCUGCCCUAAUGAUCGACGAUGCUACUCUUCAUGCCUGUUAUCAUCAUGAAAGAGCUAAGGCUUAUCAAAUUCUGGGAAUGAAUGAGCGAGCUCUGGAAGAUUUCACAGCUGUGAUACAGUUCCAACCUGAUAAUGCAUUUGCCUACUUCAGAAGAGCUUUUGCUUGGAAAGCACUUGAGCGAUUCGAAGAGGCAGCAGAAGACUUUGAAAAAGCUAAAUCCCUACAACCCAACAAUCCUAAUCUCGUUGUCAACUAUAAGAAAAUAUAUGAUAUUGCAUAUGUGGAGUUAUGUAAGCCUGGAGAAAAUCAAUACUAA
Molecule: messenger RNA, 2241 nt
Organism: Naegleria fowleri
Lineage: Eukaryota; Heterolobosea; Eutetramitea; Acrasida; Naegleriidae
Exons: 2
Coding region: 1-2241 (746 amino acids)
Molecular function (GO): protein binding
Source: RefSeq, a predicted model, not a curated record